Molecule: messenger RNA, 1254 nt
Organism: Dovyalis caffra
Lineage: Eukaryota; Viridiplantae; Streptophyta; Magnoliopsida; Malpighiales; Salicaceae
Source: the annotation of a GenBank genome assembly
AUGGCAAGAAACAGAGGGGAUAAAGAAGAUGCAUCAGAAAGGCACAUGGGGUUGCUUAAACUGGUUCAGAUAUUGUCGUUGUUGGUUAUUUUUGUUGCUGGUAUAAUUAUAGGCUUAGCUGCAAGUUCUCACAUCAAUCAAUACUUUACUUCGCAAGCACAGCUAUUUUUCACUAACAACAUUGCUUCAGCUAGGAUCUCUGAUGAGAAUUGUACUAUUGUGAAGCCUUGUGAGAAGGCUGAUUGUUUGAGUAUGGAGAGGUUUGUUCAUCCAGACAACUUGACACAUAGUAUGACCGAUGAUCAGGUCUUUUGGAGGGCUUCUAUGUUGCCGUAUAAGAAAGGGUAUCCCUUUGAUAGAAUUCCUAAAGUUGCUUUCAUGUUUUUGACUAGAGGGCCUUUGCCUCUGUUGCCUUUGUGGGAGAGGUUCUUUAGGGGUCAUGAACAGUAUUUCUCCAUUUAUGUCCAUACUCCCCAAGAUUAUGUGUUCAAUGUUUCCAUUGAUUCGUCAUUCUACGGAAGAAAGAUUCCAAGUAAGGAUGUUGAAUGGGGAUCAGUAUCAUUGGUUGAUGCUGAGAAGCGCCUUCUAGCCAAUGCCCUGCUGGAUUUCUCAAAUGAACGUUUCAUUCUCCUUUCUGAGAGCUGCAUCCCAAUCUACAAUUUCCCGACUGUCUACAAGUAUCUCAUUCGUUCAAAAUACAGCUUUGUUGAGUCAUAUGAUGAACCCACCCGCUAUGGACGUGGCCGCUACAACCGGAAAAUGCUUCCUGAUAUUCAUCUGUAUCAAUGGAGGAAAGGGUCGCAAUGGUUUGAGAUCCAACGCGACCUGGCUGUUUAUAUAGUUUCAGACACCAAGUACUACACUGUCUUCAAGAAAUAUUGCAGGCCUGCUUGCUAUCCCGACGAGCAUUACAUUCCUACUUACCUGAACAUGUUCCAUGGGUCGCUUAAUGCGAAUCGAAGCGUGACAUGGGUUGAUUGGUCUAUUGGGGGACCGCACCCUGCAACAUAUGGUGGUGUUAAUAUUACAGAAGACUUUAUACAGUCCCUUCGGAAUAAUGGGACACAAUGUUCCUAUAAUUCAGAGAUGACAUCUGUUUGUUACCUCUUUGCUCGGAAGUUCGCUCCAAGUGCACUGAUUCCGUUGCUUAACCUAACCUCGACGCAGGGAUGCAUGCGUACACAUGGUUUUGGUGCUCUAGACACAGAAUGGUUAGCACCCUCGGAUGGUUUGGAUCCAUGUGGGACCCGCUGA